Pan troglodytes (chimpanzee) is the source of this 1415-nucleotide messenger RNA. RefSeq names its product histone-lysine N-methyltransferase PRDM7-like. Gene Ontology annotation, cellular component: nucleus. Gene Ontology annotation, molecular function: protein binding; histone methyltransferase activity. Gene Ontology annotation, biological process: regulation of DNA-templated transcription. The record is from RefSeq and is a predicted model, not a curated record. The transcript has 10 exons. Lineage: Eukaryota; Metazoa; Chordata; Mammalia; Primates; Hominidae.
AGCAGGGCCUUCUAGACAGUCCCAGCACCAUGAGCCCUGAAAGGUCCCAAGAGGAGAGCCCAGAAGGAGACACAGAGAGAACAGAGCGGAAGCCCAUGGUCAAAGAUGCCUUCAAAGACAUUUCCAUAUACUUCACCAAGGAAGAAUGGACAGAAAUGGGAGACUGGGAGAAAACUCACUAUAGGAAUGUGAAAAUGAACUAUAAUGCACUGAUUACUAUAGGUCUCAGAGCCACUUGACCAGCUUUCAUGUGUCACCGAAGGCAGGCCAUCAAACUCCAGGUGGAUGACACAGAAGAUUCCGAUGAAGAAUGGACACCUAGGCAGCAAGUCAAACCUCCUUGGAUGGCCUUCAGAGGAGAACAGAGCAAACACCAGAAGGGAAUGCCCAAGGCGUCAUUCAAUAAUGAAUCUAGUUUGAAAGAAUUGUCAGGAACGCCAAAUUUACUGAAUACAAGUGGCUCAGAGCAGGCUCAGAAACCAGUGUCCCCUCCUGGAGAAGCAAGUACCUCUGGACAGCACUCUAGACUAAAACUGGAACUCAGGAGGAAGGAGACUGAAGGAAAGAUGUAUAGCCUGCGAGAAAGAAAGGAUCAUGCAUACAAAGAGAUCAGCGAGCCACAGGAUGAUGACUACCUCUAUUGUGAGAUGUGUCAGAACUUCUUCAUUGACAGCUGUGCUGCUCAUGGGCCCCCUACAUUUGUAAAGGACAGUGCAGUGGACAAGGGGCAUCCCAACCGUUCAGCCCUCAGUCUGCCCCCGGGGCUGAGAAUUGGGCCAUCAGGCAUCCCUCAGGCUGGGCUUGGAGUAUGGAAUGAGGCAUCUGAUCUGCCACUGAGUCUGCACUCUGGCCCCUAUGAGGGCCGAAUUACAGAAGACGAAGAGGCAGCCAACAGUGGAUAUUCCUGGCUAAUCACCAAGGGGAGAAACUGCUAUGAGUAUGUGGAUGGAAAAGAUAAAUCCUGGGCCAACUGGAUGAGGUAUGAGAACUGUGCCCGGGAUGAUGAAGAGCAGAACCUGGUGGCCUUCCAGUACCACAGGCAGAGCUUCUAUAGAACCUGCCGAGUCAUUAGGCCAGGCUGUGAACUGCUGGUCUGGUCUGGGGAUGAGUAUGGCCAGGAACUGGGCAUCAGAUCUUCUAUAGAACCUGCCGAGUCAUUAGGCCAGGCUGUGAACUGCUGGUCUGGUAUGGAGAUGAGUAUGGCCAGGAACUGGGCAUCAAGUGGGGCAGCAAGUGGAAGAAAGAGCUCAUGGCAGGGAGAGGUAGGCAUCACUAUUACUCUUUUAAAAGGACAGGAAAGAAAGAAUUAUCCUAGAGAAUUUUCAUGAUUGAACUCUUAAGUAGAGUAAAACGCCGUCUAAAGUCAGUAAAAUUUUACAUCAGUGGCUCCAAAAUUAAAGAUUCAUGUUAUAUGC